CGGUGCGCACUUGUGUUUCUGUCAGUCAUACAGAUCGCACGAUCGCAUCGGUUCCGAGCCGAUACACGCUAUCGUUUCUUUUUUCUCUUGCGACGACACUUAUUUUUCGCUGCAUUCGUAAUUGCGCGUUAUCGAUUGCAUUCGUGCGUCGCUUACUCACGUUUUGAACGGGAUUUCUCGACAAGUUGGACUCUCUUUCUGUGCGGCGGCGUAUAACUCACAGGGUCCAAAGAUGCCGUUAUCGGAGUUUCGCAAGAAAAAAUUACUCUUCGUCUUCAACGCUUUCUUCGAUGUUAAUCAAAGUGGUACCAUCGAUAUAAAGGAUUUCGAUCUUGCCGUGCAACGAAUCUGCAACUCCAGGCAUUGGAAACCGGACGAUGCCACGUCGCAACACAUCAAAGAUACUUUAACUAAAGUUUGGGAAGGCCUGAAACAACGGGCCGAUGCCGAUCAAGACGGACAGAUCAGUCGAGAUGAGUGGUAUUCCAUGUGGGAGGAGUACGCGAAAGAUCCAGCGCACGCACUCGAGUGGCAACAAACGUACAUGAACUUCAUGUUCGAUUUGGAGGAUUCUUCCGGUGAUGGAUCGAUCGACGAGACUGAAUUCAGCAAGGUGUGUAGCAGUCACGGCGUCGAGGAGGCCGAGGCACGUGAGGCGUUCAAGAAAUUGGGGGUGGGUAAGGAGGUAACUCGUGAGAAAUUUGCCGAUUUGUGGAAACAAUACUUCUGCUCCGACGACCCAAGCGUACCUGGAAACUUUAUAUUUGGAAAGACUUCUUUUUAAUUCCGCCACCCUACGAGAUUAAAGGCGCGCAUAUACACACAUACAUACAUAUAUUUUACGACAGAUUAUUAUUUUAUGCAAACGUAUGAGUUAAUGAGAUAGACGCAAUUCUGUAAUCUAAUAGCCAAAAUUCUAUUUCAUUUACUACUCUCCUGUGUAAUUAUCCUGUGUAAUCAAGAUGAUGAAUAUAAUUAUAAUUAAACGAUCGAAAGAACUUUGCGU
This is a messenger RNA of Temnothorax curvispinosus, 1006 nucleotides long. It is a transcript of the gene Scp2, whose product is annotated as calexcitin-2. The transcript has 7 exons. NCBI's taxonomy places the organism in Eukaryota, Metazoa, Arthropoda, Insecta, Hymenoptera, Formicidae. The record is from RefSeq and is a predicted model, not a curated record. Gene Ontology annotation, molecular function: calcium ion binding. Bases 233 to 784 code for a protein of 183 amino acids.